AUGGAGGUUCAAAUGACCACACUUGAUCCCUGCGUGUUCCUGUGUGAUGCUUUGCUUCAGAUGAACAACAGAAGAAUUAUAUGGGCAGCAGUUGCCUUCUCUCUGUUCAGCAGCACUGAAGAAGACAAACGGGAUGAAUCUCAGAGGAAGGAGGAUGAGAUGAUCCUGCUGCUGAAAUAGGCCAAGCUCAGCAUACAUCGUGGCCAGCUUCAGGCAGCUCCCCCCUUCCUCCUUCAGGCUGUGGUUCUUGCCCAUCAGACCCACAACAAAGAGGCCAUUAUCUACACCUACAGCCAGAUGUCGAACGUGGCCUACGUUUAGGGGCAGCUUGACAGUGCAGAGAAACUCUUUAAAACAUUGAUGAGCUUCAUGCUGGCAGGUGUAACUCCACAGGAUGACAACACCAUCAUCGAGAUGUCCCUAAAGCUGACCACUAUCUAUGCCAAACAGAACAAGGAGAAACUUGCAGAGCACGGCUUCAGGUUCUGCACCAAGUCUCUGGAGACUAAGCUGGAGAUGCACAAAGUGCUGCCUGAGGUAGACCAGACAGAGGAGCAGAGUGCUCUGAGAAGGGAGAUCCUCCUGCUUGGUUUGUGUUUGGACUCAUGAGCUCGAUACUGUACCUCAAAAUUACACCUGAUCCAAGCAGAACUGGACUAUAGGACAGCCUUGGACAUCUGCCGCCAGGAGCAAGGAGAGCCACACCCACAGACUCUUGUCCUGAUGAGCGAUCUGGCCACCAUCUUGGACCUGCAGGGAUGUCAUGAUGAAGCCCUGGUUCUCGUCCAGCAGGCAGUGGAGCUGAGCCAGUCUGUGAGAUACCCAGACCAUCACAUGUUGCUGGGAAACAUGGCUGGCAUCCUACUGCACACAGGUCGACUGGAGGAUUCAGUCCAGUUCUACCAAGAGGCCCUGGAACUGGCCCGGCAAGCUGGAGACCAGGAAGCUGUAGACAGGGUUCAAGAGGGACUGAAGGGGGUGAAGAAGAGGAAGAGGGAGAUGGAGCCAGAGGGUGUAGCACAGUGA
This is a messenger RNA of Nematolebias whitei (Rio pearlfish), 1026 nucleotides long. RefSeq names its product tetratricopeptide repeat protein 19, mitochondrial-like. Gene Ontology annotation, cellular component: mitochondrial inner membrane. The record is from RefSeq and is a predicted model, not a curated record. Gene Ontology annotation, molecular function: protein binding. Lineage: Eukaryota; Metazoa; Chordata; Actinopteri; Cyprinodontiformes; Rivulidae. Gene Ontology annotation, biological process: mitochondrial respiratory chain complex III assembly.